Messenger RNA from Closterium sp. NIES-67, 2659 nucleotides. The record is from the annotation of a GenBank genome assembly. NCBI's taxonomy places the organism in Eukaryota, Viridiplantae, Streptophyta, Zygnematophyceae, Desmidiales, Closteriaceae.
CUUCAUCGAACCUCCAGCACUCUUCGGGACCUGCAGCAGUGCUUCUGCCUGCUAGUCCGUCCAGGAUUCUCCUCUGCUUCGCCUCUUAGCGGCAAUGGCGGCGGCUUCGAGCCGCGGUGGUCCAUGGGGAGGGUUGCUGUGCGGGCUGGCGCUCAUCCUGAUCUGCGUCAUGGCGUUCUCCAUCCGCCUCUUCUCGGUGAUCAAGUACGAGAGCGUCAUCCACGAGUUCGACCCCUACUUCAACUACCGCGUCACUCAGUUUCUCUCGAAGGAGGGGUUCUACAACUUCUGGAACUGGUUUGAUGACCGCACGUGGUACCCUCUGGGCCGAGUCAUUGGCGGAACGGUCUAUCCGGGCCUCACCCUCACUGCCGGCACCAUGUGGUGGCUGGCCAACGCGCUCAACUUCCCCUUCUCUGUGGAGACGGUGUGUGUCUUCACGGCGCCGGUGUUCUCGGCCCAUGCAGCGUGGGCCACCUUCCUCUUUGCCAAGGAGGUCCGCGGCACAGGAGCAGGCCUGACGGCCGCCGCUCUCAUUGCUAUGGUGCCGUCGUACAUCUCUCGCUCUGUGGCUGGGAGCUACGACAACGAGGGGGUGGCCAUAUUCGCCCUCGUCUUCACCUUCUACCUCUACCUCAAGACACUCAACACGGGCUCUCUCUUCUACGCUACAGCCAACGCAGCAGCGUAUUUCUACAUGGUCAUGUCGUGGGGCGGCUACACCUUCAUCAUCAACCUCAUCCCCAUCCACGUGCUCCUCUGCAUCGUCACCGGCCGCUUCUCCUCGCGCCUCUACGUCGCAUUUGCUCCUCUGAUCAUUCUCGGCACGCUGUUGGCGGCGCUGGUGCCAGUGGUGGGCUUCAACGCUGUGAUGACGUCUGAGCACUUUGGAGGAUUCCUGGUGUUUGUGGUGCUGCACAUCGCUGCAGCCAGUUACUACAUCAAGUCGCUGCUGCCCGCUAAGGCCUUCCGCGUUGCUCUCACUCUCAUCGUCUCUGUCGGCACAGUGGCAGCAGUGGCGCUGCUCUCCGCCCUCGUUGCCAUGGUGCUCGCCAGCCCCACGCUCGGCUGGACGGGUCGCUCGCUCAGUCUUCUUGAUCCCACGUAUGCAUCCAAGUACAUCCCCAUCAUCGCCAGUGUGAGCGAGCACCAGCCGCCCAUGUGGACGUCCUACUUCAUGGACCUGCAGCUGCUCGCCUUCCUCGCCCCUGCGGGCCUCAUUGCAUGCUUCCUGCCGCUCACGGACGCGAGCUCCUUCGUGGCUCUCUACCUCGUCGUCUCGGUGUACUUCUCCGGAGUCAUGGUGCGUCUGAUGCUGGUGCUCGCCCCAGCGGCGUGCAUCACAGCAGGCAUCGCAGUCAGCGCUCUCUUCGACGUCCUCACCCGCUCCGUCAAGGCCUCCAUUGCCGACAUCGUCGACCUUGCCUAUGCUGCUGCGAAGCAGGACAAGGCGGCGAAGGAGGAGACUGCUGCUGAGGCUGCCAGCAAUGCUGGUGAGGCGAGUCAGGCGAAGGAACGCAAGGCGGCCGGGGGGAGGAAGAAGAAGAGCAAGGAGGGCGAGGGGGAGGGGGCGGAUGAAGAUGAGGAGCCCUCUGCUGCUGCUGGUGCUGGUGCUGCUGGGGGGAAGAAGGGGGCGAAGGGGAAGGGGAAGGGGAAGGUGGGGAAGGAGAAGGCGAAGGAGAAGUUUCCACUGGUGGUGGCGGGCGAUGCUGCAGCGGUGGGCAUCAUCCUCAUGCUCGUUGGGCUGGCUUUCUACACGAUGCACUGUGUGUGGGCGGCAGCAGACGCCUACUCGGCCCCCUCCAUUGUGCUCUCGUCCCCCACCAACGACGGCGGGCAGUACAUCUUUGACGACUUCCGUGAGGCGUACGGCUGGCUGCGCCACAACACCGAUGAGAAUGACAAGGUGGCGUCAUGGUGGGACUAUGGAUACCAGACCACUGCCAUGGCGAACCGCACGGUGAUCGUGGACAACAACACGUGGAACAACACGCACAUCGCCACGGUGGGCAUGGCCAUGUCAUCGCGGGAGAAGGACGCGUGGGACAUCUACCGCUCCAUCGACGUCAAAUACGUCUUCGUGGUCUUUGGAGGCCUCGUGGGCUACCCCAGCGACGACAUCAACAAGUUCCUCUGGAUGGUGCGCAUUGGGGGCGGCGUCUUUCCGAGAAUCAAGGAGCCCGACUACCUGCAAAAUGGCAACUACCGCGUUGAUGCGGAGGCCACCAGCACCAUGCUCAACUGCCUCAUGUACAAGCUCUCCUACUACAGGUUUGCUGAGGUGGACGGGAGGGGCUUUGACCGAGUGAGGCGCACGGAGAUUGGCAAGAAGAACAUCAAGCUCACGCACUUUGAGGAGGUGUUCACGUCGCAGCACUGGAUGGUGCGCAUUUAUCGCCUCAAGGAGCCCAGAAAUCGGCCUAGGGGGGCUGGCAAGAGGCUCACACGUGUCUCUGCCAGCAAGGCUAGGGGUCGCUACUAGGUUGAUGCAAGCCAUGAAUUGAGGGUUUAUUUUAGUGAAGGCUUUAUGGGUAUAUGUUAUGCCGACGUAACGUUAUUUCGAAUUAUAAGGCGGCAUGUUGUGAUUUUGUGAGAAAUGCUGCGAACCUUUUGGGGGGGUUCCUCUUGUUGACCAAUCACGUUACGGAGAGCUGCCACU